AUGUGGGAAAAUGAAGUCCAGGUUAAAUCGUUUGAAGACGAAACUGAAGUAGCUGAUCAUAUUUUGGAAGAUGAUGCUAAAACACAGAAGGAAGAUUUUACUACUUCACAAAAAUACAUAAAGGAAAAAUGCACCGAUGCAGAAGGUGAUAAUACCGGCAGGAAUUCAGCGCCAAAGAGUACAAAAACGGUUGCAGCUUUGAAGGACACAAGAACAUCCAAGGGUGGAUCCAGCAGCAUUAAGGACGAACGCCAAUGCAGCAAGCCCGAUGACGAUAAAUCAAAGAGAAAAGAUGAGAAGUCCGGCGACAAAAAGGAUAAAGACAUUAGUGAACAAAAAUCAUCUUCAAACAAGACUUCGCAGAAGGAUGACAAAGUGAAUACAUCUACAAAAUUGUCGUCCAAAGGAAAGCAGACAAAACCUUCACGUAAUCUUUUGGUAUCGGGGUUAUCUUCAUUAACGAGAGCCAGUGAUCUGAAAACUAUAUUUUCUAAAUAUGGCAAAGUUAUCGGAGCCAAAGUGGUCACCAACUCCCGAACUCCGGGAACACGUUGUUAUGGCUACGUAACAAUGUCAUCAUCGUCGGAUACCAGUCGAAGUGUCGCCAAAAGACGUGUGGAUACAGCAAAAAAAGAUGAAGACAAGAAGAUACGAGACACAACUUCUAAGACGAGAGACGACAAACAAACUAUUGAUACAAAGGAGGAUGCAUCAAAGAAACCUGAAGUGGAGAAAGAUAAGCAACGCGAUAAAGAAAUCCUUUUCCAGGACCAUAAUAAAAAAGACGUAAGUAAAACUAUCGAAAUAGCCGAAAUAGAUCCAGUUGGAAAAGCGGAUGUAGUAACAACCAUUUGGGAGUUACUAAUACCAUGGCAGCUUGCGUUAACAAACGAAACGUCGAUUACAAUCUGCGGUUGGAAGUCACUUUUGUCGCCCAGGAGAAUGUUCAAAAAUGAACAUGGCUCACAUUUUGGAAAAAUGUGGGAAAAUGAAGUCCAGGUUAAAUCGUUUGAAGACGAAACUGAAGUAGCUGAUCAUAUUUUGGAAGAUGAUGCUAAAACACAGAAGGAAGAUUUUACUACUUCACAAAAAUACAUAAAGGAAAAAUGCACCGAUGCAGAAGGUGAUAAUACCGGCAGGAAUUCAGCGCCAAAGAGUACAAAAACGGUUGCAGCUUUGAAGGACACAAGAACAUCCAAGGGUGGAUCCAGCAGCAUUAAGGACGAACGCCAAUGCAGCAAGCCCGAUGACGAUAAAUCAAAGAGAAAAGAUGAGAAGUCCGGCGACAAAAAGGAUAAAGACAUUAGUGAACAAAAAUCAUCUUCAAACAAGACUUCGCAGAAGGAUGACAAAGUGAAUACAUCUACAAAAUUGUCGUCCAAAGGAAAGCAGACAAAACCUUCACGUAAUCUUUUGGUAUCGGGGUUAUCUUCAUUAACGAGAGCCAGUGAUCUGAAAACUAUAUUUUCUAAAUAUGGCAAAGUUAUCGGAGCCAAGGUGGUCACCAACUCCCGAACUCCGGGAACACGUUGUUAUGGCUACGUAACAAUGUCAUCAUCGUCGGAUACCAGUCGAAGUGUCGCCAAAAGACGUGUGGAUACAACAAAAAAAGAUGAAGACAAGAAGAUACGAGACACAACUUCUAAGACGAGAGACGACAAACAAACUAUUGAUACAAAGGACGAUGCAUCAAAGAAACCUGAAGUGGAGAAAGAUAAGCAACGCGAUAAAGAAAUCCUUUUCCAGGACCAUAAUAAAAAAGACGUAAGUAAAACUAUCGAAAUAGCCGAAAUAGAUCCAGUUGGAAAAGCGGAUGUAGUAACAACCAUUUGGGAGUUACUAAUACCAUGGCAGCUUGCGUUAACAAACGAAACGUCGAUUACAAUCUGCGGUUGGAAGUCACUUUUGUCGCCCAGGAGAAUGUUCAAAAAUGAACAUGGAAAGGCAUUAAAGAAAGCAAAAAUUGAAGAAAACAUUAAAAUUCUUGAAAAGUACCAAAAAGAAUUCGAUACCAACCACGAAAAUUUAAUGGCAGAUGGCAUAGGAGAAGAAGAUUACUUCAAGAAGAAUGAAUACAAUAACACUAUGAUUAAAAUCGAAGAGGCAAUCAAUGCAUUAAAGAUGAGCAUUUUAAAAGAUAAGCCUCUAGUCGAAUUUGAUCGGCAAAUUGAAACAGUUCAAAUACGAUGCACUAAUCCAGAUCAAAAAACUUCCAUACUCAUGAGGAAAAUUGAAAACCUCAGAAGAAAAAUGGAAGAUCUAAGCAUGGAACUAACGAUUGACAACGAUCAAAUAAAAGGCUUAGACUGCUUAUUCAAUGACAUCCAAAAUCUAAAAAGCAAAUUAGAUUUUAAUGUUGAAAUUGAAGACAUAUUCGAAAAAAUAUGUGACGAAUAUUACGAAGAUCUUCAGAAUUUAAAAAGGAAAUUAAAAAAGAAGAGCCUAAAAUUUCUUUUCGCCCUAACUUUGAAGAAAGAAAAAUAA
Molecule: messenger RNA, 2484 nt
Organism: Bactrocera neohumeralis
Lineage: Eukaryota; Metazoa; Arthropoda; Insecta; Diptera; Tephritidae
Product: SAFB-like transcription modulator
Exons: 3
Coding region: 1-2484 (827 amino acids)
Biological process (GO): regulation of mRNA processing; regulation of transcription by RNA polymerase II
Cellular component (GO): nucleus
Molecular function (GO): sequence-specific DNA binding; RNA binding
Source: RefSeq, a predicted model, not a curated record